GCACUAACUUCACUGAUUCAUUCUGACAGAAGCUGCUGAUCCAGCCCAGAGCCUCAGCGGGCUUCCGAGGAUGUCCACCCCGCUGCGGGGACACGGAGCUCCGGGCGGGAUGCUCGGGUCCAGCCGGCCGGUCCUGGUCCAGUCGCCCUGCUGCUGCCCCCGCCGCGUCCCGCACCCAUGAAGCCCCCGCUGAUGAAGCCCCGAGCAGCCGGAGAGAGGCGGACAGCGGCCGCAGACAGAGAGCAUGUACUGGCGCGUAGGGUUCGCCUGGUUGCGGUCCUGUGCGGUUGAUCUCGGCCAGAACCAGAGCUCCUCCUCCGGCCUGCCGGGCUCCGAUGAGCGGCUCCUGUUCGGCUGCAUCGUCGCCUGUCCGCUGCAGGACUGCGGCGGCAUCAUGUCCGCUCUGGGCUCGGACUCCUGGUGGAGGAAGACGCUGUAUCUGACCGGGGGGGCUCUGCUGGCCGCCGCCGCCUAUCUGCUGCACGAACUGCUGGCCAUCAGGAAGGAGGAAGAGCUGGACUCUAAAGACGCCAUCAUCCUCCACCAGUUCUCCAGACCGAAAUCCGGAGCUCCGUCGUUGUCCCCGUUCUGCCUUAAGAUGGAGACCUACCUCCGCAUGGUGGACCUGCCCUACCAGAACUACUUCGACGGGAAGCUGUCGCCUCAGGGGAAGAUGCCGUGGAUCGAGUACAACCAGGAGCAGGUGUUCGGCUCCGAGUUCAUCAUCGACUUCCUGGAGGAGCGUCUGGGCGUGAGCCUCAACAGGAGCCUGACGCCGCAGGAGAAGGCCGUGUCCAGAGCCGUCACCAAGAUGGUGGAGGAGCACUUCUACUGGACGGUGGCGUACUGCCAGUGGGUGGACAACCUGGAGGAAACCCAGAAGAUGCUGUCGGUGAGCGGACCGCUGAGCGACCUGCUCAGGUGGAUCCUGAGUCACCUGACCGGCGGGAUCGUGAAGCGGGAAAUGUACGGACACGGGAUUGGACGGUUUUCUAAGGAAGAGGUUUACGCCCUGAUGGAGAAAGACAUGAGAACGCUGGCCACGCUGCUGGGUGAUAAAAAAUACCUGAUGGGCUCGAAGCUUUCCACGGUGGACGCUGCAGUGUUCAGUCAUCUGGCUCCGGCCAUGUGGACGCUGCCGGGAUCCCGACCAGAGCAGCUCAUCAAAGGUGAGCUCAUCAACCUGGCCAUGUACUGCGAGCGCAUCCGCCGGCGGUUCUGGCCGGAGUGGUUCGUGGACCUGGAGGACUUCCGCUACACUGACACCACGGAGAGCGUCAACUCUGCGUCCAAACUCCCCGACCUGGGCCUGUACUCCCGGACCGACACCUUCCAUGACGACACCCACUCGCACACUUCCCAAACGCCCCGAGACCCGCCGUCGCCCGACAGCGACCCGACGGGCCACUCGCUGUACGACUCGGACAUGGACACAGAGUGCUCUGACACAGACCAGCUCAAGUGUUGACGACACACUCACACUUAAUAGUCGGUAAACACACCACCAGAGAGCGAGGCGUCCUGCUGCACAUGGCGCCCCCUACUUCUUGAAGCAGGAACCAACCGGUUUCUGGCGUUUCAGAGGGUUAAACCCCAAAACUGCGGUGGAGGAAAGUCGAGAAAGUUGCAGGAAAUACUCCAGGAGUACAUGACGCCGUGGCUGAGGAACUCCUCCAUGUCGUCAUCUGCAGUCACAACCUUCUACCUGUUGCCGUGCCCGCUACCUGUAGCCACAGCCACCACGUUUGUGCACGCCCCCCGUCGUCCGUCGUAGCGACUCGCAUCACCAGUGUGUGUUUCAAGGCCUGGCAAGAUUCAUGCGACCCAUGAAUGCGGCUCGGUGUAAAUAUACGAUCUGAUUUGUCAGAUUUAGUAGAUAGAAUAUUUGAUUACAUAAAAAUAUCCGAGUAUAAAUAGUAUAGAUAGAAUGGAAGUAUAUCUCCUGUGUCAUACAGUGUAAAUACUGUAGGUGUUGGACUCAGUCUGUCGUGUGUUCGUCUCCAUGAUCCGCCAACAUCCGUUUACACGACUGGACGUUACAGUAAUGCCUGCUGCCCAUAUUUAGGUCGUAAAAUUUAGAUAUUAGCACUUUUAAAACUAUCUUUUUGUCUUAUUGAGACAACUAUUUUGCCAAAAAUUUAAAAAAAACUCCCCACAUCUUAGAGUAACGAGGCUCCUGUGUUCGUAGCUUGAGGUCAAAUAGCGUUAAUUGGAGCGUUGAGAACGAGUCGAACACUCGCGUAGAGUUUACAGAUAUUUAGUGCAUGGCUGGUACGUGCCCGUUUAAAAAAAAAAAAAAAAAAAAGUCCCUUUACUCUUUAGAGAAAGUCGUUUCUUAGCUGGCCUGUUUGUUUGUCGGUGCCUCUGGACAAACAGGAAGAUGUAGCCGAUGGAUGUUUAGCAAAGGAUUUUAGGGUUUUUUUUAGUGAAAGCAAUAAGAGAGCAGGUCCACUCUGUUUGGUUUUGAUUUAACGCCACGCUGCAGCAGGUGAUGACGGAAGGACACAGGUUCUUUGUGUGUUUGUCGCUCAGCAAAUGCACGAACCGACAACGUUCUGUGUGUUCAGGCUGCUAAGGAGUAGAAUAUUUAUGUGAUUCUGUGUUUAAAUGAGGCUUGGCCUACGUAAAUACCGACGGAGGUUUCAGCGUUCGAGUGGAAACAGUGGUUUUAUCGAUGCUGCUUCUCAUUUGUGGUGCAGUUAAAUCAUAUUACAGAGUCAGACUGAUCAUUUUAACGGAAGCAUUAUUUAUUUAACGGCCUGAUCACUCAUGUUUCUACACAAAAGCUUGGUGACAAAAUGACAAAACUAAAGCUAUGGGACUAAAAACGGAGAAACACAAAUCUGCAUGUUAGCUAUAGAUUGACUACAUGCUUGUCUGGUUAGCUAAAAAGCUGAUAUUAGCAGUAGAUUAAACCAUUUUAACCUGGUUAUUUUAUACUAAAUGAUAAGAACUGACUCAGAUUUAUAUGAUUCCAGAAAGAGGAGCAAAAUGCUGACAAGUUAGCUGCUAUUUUUUAGUUGUUUGCAGUGUUUAUACUUUGAUUUAUGGAACAAAAUGCAGAAACUUUCACCUAGUUUGGAGUCAUUCGGUCCGACCAGUUCAAAAUAGGGAAAACACAUGUAGUUUGUCCCUCCUGUUGAUAAUAAAUAAUAGAUUCAUCAAAAUUUUAUUUAUCAAGUACAUUUUAAUAACUAGGCAGUUCACAAUAGUGUACAUCAAACACAAAAUGCAUAAAGUCUAUGUGUAACAGGGAAAUAAAGCAACAUAAAAAAGACAUUUAAACAAUUACAAAAGGUAAAUAGAGAAAAAAACAUAAGAUAAAACAAAAAGUAAACGCUACAGUGCAGUUUAAAAUAUUCAGAAGCCUCAUGCAGAGUGUUUUAUGCUUAGAUGGUUCGUUAAACCGUGAAACCACACCAAAGUUAUCUAAAUUUAUCCAAAUGGCUUGAAAUUUGUCUAUAAUGACCAAAAAUGUGAUUAAAUUGACUCAAAAUUGUCUGAAAUGACAUGAAAGUCAUACCACAUGGCUUAAAUUGUCCAAAAUGGUCUAGGUACCUUAAAACUUUUUCCAAAAUUAUUUAAAAUCUGUCCAACAUGACCUAGAAUUGUCCAGAACAACUUGAAACACCCUUAAAUGACGAGUUACCUGUCCAAAAUAACCUAAAACACGUCCAAAAGUAGUCUAAAUUGUCUGAUAUGACUUGAAAAGUACCCAGAAUUACUUGAAAAAGUCUAAAAUGACUGGAAAGUUGUCUAUGAUAAGUCAAAACUGACUUCAAUGACCCAAAAUGUUCAUAAAAUUGAUCCAAAAUGACCUAAAAUCAGUCUAAAAUGACCCAAAUUUAUCCAAAUGACUACAAUCCAUCGAAUUGUCUCAAAAUUAUCUAAAAUGACUUGAAAAUCAUCCUGCAUGACUUAAAAUGGUCUGAAGUGACUCGAAAAACACAAUUAUGAACCUGUAAAUUUGCAGAAUGUGGGCUCUUAAAAAAAAAAGUUAAACUAAAGCUCUCCAAACUAACCAACAAAUUCUAAUCAAUUCUAAUGGAUUUAAGUUAAAUUUUACCAUUUAAACACUGAUGUGACAAGGCCUUAACUAACUAAUAGUUCUGCGUAUAUAUUGGAUAUCAGCCCAUAAGUUACAAGAAACUUUCAUAGAAAAAUGCAAAAAAUAUGUUGGAGAUUACUUCUAAACUGUCUCCACUUUGCCAACACUUCAUGCUAACCCCAACCCUAACCCCAACCCUAACCCUUAACCCCAACCCUAACCCCAACCUUGACCCCAACCCUAACCCUUAACCCCAACCCUAGCCCUAACCCCAACCCUAACCCUAUGGGGCGUUGGGUCGUCCCCUAAACCUAUCGCUAGCUCUGGCAGCUAUUUUCUUGCCCUUCAAUGUCCCUUCAAUCAAGUUAGCAAAUCAAAAAUGUUCCUCUAAGGUGUUUUUGGGACAUUUUAUACUUUCAAAUGUCAACGUUUGUCUGAGAAAUGCGUCAGUCUGGCUUUGUUUGUGAAGACACUGCACAUAUGUGGAACCUAAACCUGUAGCAUUAGCAUGUAGCAGAAAAAAGACAAGAUGAUGCCUUUGAUGAUGGCUUUGCUAAUGAAUUUAAGACAAGUUAAGAAUUUUUGGUCAGUUUGGCUCCUACUGAACACAUUAUUAUCAUUUUGAUACUGGACUGGAAGAAAAAAGCCUCAACGGAGCCUUUAAAGUGGAAACUAGCUGAACGUUUGGUGUCUUAACCUCCCUCGCCUGCAUGCUCUCUGCCUUCUCUCAUCGACAGUCAGAUUUAGCCUUAUGGAAACUGUUUACUUUGAACCAGUGCCAGCAGAUGACUUCUGUUUUUACAUGUAUUUAUUUAUUGAUUGAUUUUGAUGGUCAAUGUGCUUGAAUUCUGGAAAUAUCGUUCAAUUUUUUUGCACUUUUCCUCACGUUUACAUUCUGUUCUCUACGGCUGAACUGGUUUAUUGAUCUGUGUAUUGGUGCAAUGCUGUAGAUUCUCUGCUGCUUGUGCGUGCUUUCAUCCCUGUAACUGCAUGUGCAUCCACGUUUUGGGGUAAAUGUUGGAAACUCAUACCGUCAUCGUCGUGUUUUUUGCUGCAAACUCUGCCUUCUUCUCAAAGAGGAAGGAAAUGUUCCUCCGCAGUGCUUCAUGUUCGGUUGAAGCUAAAAUACCAAACUGACCCGAUCAGAUGACGGUCGGAGUCUCUUCUCUCUUUAAAGUUCACAUGUUGCAGGACGGAGAAAAACUGCAAAAGUCCUUUUUUUUCUGAUCGGCGUCCGCCAUCUGUCUCAGUGUUCCUCAGCAUCUGAAGGUCGGAGGUUUUGGUUCUGGUCUCCACCUUCCCGUCAUGAUUUCAGCUUGUAGACCGUAGAAACCAUCGUCUCUUGGUGUCGUGUUUGCUGAAAACUCAUCGAACUGUAAAUAAGAGAGCCGUUAAUAAAUUAAUUAAAAUAAAAGACGCUGUGUGCGGUUUAAAAAAGAUUCUUCUGAAUGUAUCGUAACUAGAGAUAAAAGGCUGUAUGACAAUGGAUUACCGGUAAUAUUUCAUUAAAUAUAGCUGUGAUAUUUUC
Molecule: messenger RNA, 5576 nt
Organism: Acanthochromis polyacanthus (spiny chromis)
Lineage: Eukaryota; Metazoa; Chordata; Actinopteri; Pomacentridae
Gene: faxca
Product: failed axon connections homolog, metaxin like GST domain containing a
Exons: 6
Coding region: 245-1468 (407 amino acids)
Cellular component (GO): cytoplasm
Source: RefSeq, a predicted model, not a curated record